AUGUCUCUUCCUAUACCUUCUCCUCAGCUCUUUGUGUAUAACAAUGGUUUAACGUUAAUCAGAAUUUAUUGUGGACAAAACUCGCCGAUUUUUAUUUCUUUAAAACCUCCUCAUCAGGUUAUAUUACCAUUGACUAAUCGUAAUAUAAAUCCUUUUUUUCUCUUUCGCAAGCUUGGGGAGGAAUAUUUGCGUCAAUAUGAUGGCAUCCCCAGAUUAACAGUUGGAGAGAUUUCUGUAAUAAUGUCAAGAAAUUGGAAUGCGGCAACGAAUGAAUUCAAGCGAAUCUUUAGACAAUAUACUAAUGAAGUAAAUGCGUUACGACCUAGGCCGCAAAGGGUAACUUUUCGUCACUUUGAACCUAAUAGUCGUUCUACUCGAAGACGAUAA
Molecule: messenger RNA, 387 nt
Organism: Acaulospora morrowiae
Lineage: Eukaryota; Fungi; Glomeromycota; Glomeromycetes; Diversisporales; Acaulosporaceae
Source: the annotation of a GenBank genome assembly